AUGCAUGUGGCGUUGGACGCGCACUCUCUACUUUUUUUUUUUUUCUUCUGUCGUUGUUCUUUUAGGUUGGUGGCGUGCAUUAGCUCCCCGCAGGGAAGUCAGAUUCGUCAGCUGGAUCGGACCGGGCGCAGUGGCUGGUUUUCCCUCUGCCCCGUUAAGGACGAAGUAAUAGUAAUAAUUGUCAUCUCUUCAUUGGAGUCGACACGCGUCGUGCCGCAGUCGGAGUGGGUGAGGAGGCCGGGGCCCGGCACAGCGAGGAUGAGUGAGGUGCCGGAGGAGUUCACGGACUCCGCCGAUGAGUGGGAGGCGCCCGUGCAGGCCUGCCCGGCGGAGGACGUCAGGCCGCACCAGGCACAGCAGCUGCUCGAAAAGUUGGACGGCGAGGAGCGUGAGCUGGCGGGGGAGGUGGUACCCGUGGAGUUCUGCCUGCCCGACGGGAGGAGGGUCCGCCGGGAGCAUCUCAUGGGGCAGACCGUCGCCUACCUCAAGGCGCAGCUGGAGGACAUUGACGGCGUGCCGUACGAAGGGACGACCCUCUUCCUUGGGGACCGCCCGCUCCUCGACCCACUGUCCCUGAACGACCUGCCCUUCAAGGGCGGGGAGUGCAAUUACGUCACGGUGCGGCUCCCGGAGUAG
Trypanosoma conorhini is the source of this 636-nucleotide messenger RNA. RefSeq lists its product as uncharacterized. The transcript has a single exon. NCBI's taxonomy places the organism in Eukaryota, Euglenozoa, Kinetoplastea, Trypanosomatida, Trypanosomatidae. The record is from RefSeq and is a predicted model, not a curated record. Gene Ontology annotation, molecular function: protein binding. The coding region runs from base 1 to 636 and encodes 211 amino acids.